Molecule: messenger RNA, 546 nt
Organism: Phycodurus eques (leafy seadragon)
Lineage: Eukaryota; Metazoa; Chordata; Actinopteri; Syngnathiformes; Syngnathidae
Gene: nppa
Product: natriuretic peptide A
Exons: 2
Coding region: 1-378 (125 amino acids)
Source: RefSeq, a predicted model, not a curated record
AUGUACACCUUUGUGUCAUACUUUGGCUUCCUGCCCUCUGCACAACAGUCUCUGCUUGAGCGCUUUGAGGAGACUCUGGCAGAAGCAGCCCAGGAGGAUGCCUCUGAAAUGGACUAUGCAACAUUGAACCAAGAACCAGAACACAGCCAGUCCAACCGAGGAUGGAACACGGAGCAGGACAGGGACCAAGAAGCUAUGACAGUAGAACGAUCCCAAGCAGCGGCUGAAGGCCAGAGCCGGGCCUUGAGUCAGAGGAGCCGCCUACUGGACCUGCUGGUGACGGCCAGAAAGCGGGCAUCAGGCUGCUUUGGUGCCAGGAUGGACCGGAAUAGGGAACGCGAGCAGUCUGGGUUGCAACACUGGAAGAGGAUAGGCUGACUCUUCUGUGGGAUACGUUUGAUCCAUUUAUUGUUUAUGACCAGAAGUUCAGUCAAUUUAAUAUCUGAUAUUACUAUCCAUGUCUUGAUUUCUGCACGUAUCUGUGUGAACAAAAUCAUGAAUUGUGUGAAGAAUCCAUGACACUGUAUGCUGUUCAACAAUGGCACA